AUGCUCGACCAGUCGCGCGCGGUGUCCCUCGCGCUCCUUGUCGCCGGCGUCUUUGUCCUCCAGAAGGUCUUGGACUUCCGGCGCGCCGUCGCGUCUAUCAACAACCUUCCAGGCUUCCGGACGCUCUUCAACGAGCGGUUCAUCUGGUUUCCCUUCCGCGUCCGCGGCGUCUCGCCCGGCAUCCAGUCCGAGGUCAACCUCUACCGCAAGUACAAGGACUUCGAGGAGGCCGGAUGGGACAUCAUGUCCGGGGUCAGCGUACUCCCCUCCGGUCAUGUCACGCUCUACCUCGCCGACCCCGUAGUGAUCAAGGAGGUCAUCGGCGCACGGUCUCGCUUCCCAAAGUCGCUCGGCCCCUACCAGAUCCUGCUGACGUUCGGACCGAAUCUCGUCGCGUCCGAGGGCGAGGACUGGAAGAAGCAGCGGAAGCUCGUCGCGCCUGCGUUCUCCGAGAAAAACAACAGGCUCGUGUGGGACGAGACGGUGCACAUCGUCGAUCAACUGUUCGCGACCGUCUGGGGCGACAAGGAGACGAUUGAUGUCGCGAACAUCACCGAUCUGACCGUACCGAUCACGCUCAUGGUGAUCAGUGUUGCUGGCUUCGGUCGGCGGAUCUCGUGGAAGGAGGACACCGCCGCGCCCCCUGGUCACAAGAUGACCUUCAAGGAAGCGCUCAACAUCGUGUCGCGCAACCUCUUCAUCGAGCUCCUCGUCCCCAAAUGGCUGCAGCGCUGGGGCACGCCGUACCUGCGCAGCUUCCACACCGCCAAACAGGAGCUUGAGGCGUACAUGCAAGACCUGAUUGAUCUCCGCCGGUCGUCAGAGGUCAAGGAGGAGCGUCACGACCUGUUCAGCAGCCUGCUGGACGCGCACGAGGGUCUCACGAUCUCCGGCGAGCGCAUGUCGGACGACAACCUGUUUGGGAACGUAUUUAUAUUCAUGAUCGCGGGCUACGAGACGAGCGCGCACUCGCUUGCGUACGCGUUGAUCCUCCUGGCCCUCCACCCGGAUGAGCAGGAGAAACUCUACGAGCACAUCCGCUCAGUGAUCCCCGACGACCAGACACCGACGUACGAGGACUUUUCCAAGCUCACGUACACUAUGGCUGUCUUCAACGAGACCCUCCGCCUCUUCCCGCCAGUAAUCACGAUUCCGAAGGAGUCCGAAGAAGACACGACUUUCACGACCACGAACGCGCUCGGCGAAAAGCGCACGAUCCCCGUGCCCAAGGGCACCUUCGUCACCAUCCACACCCCCGGGCUGCACAACAACCCGAAGUACUGGGACGACCCGGACGCGUUCCGGCCCGCGCGUUUCCUGGGGCCGUACCCGCGCGACGCCUUCCUGCCCUUCUCCGGCGGGCCGCGCGGGUGCAUCGGCCGCGGGUUCUCGGAGACGGAGUCGAUCGCGGCGCUCUCGCUGCUCGUCGCGCGCUACCGCGUCGAGGUGCGGGACGACCCGCGGUUCGCGGGCGAGACCCUCGACGAGCGCAAGGCGCGGCUGUGCCGGAGCAAGCUGAGCGUGACGCUGUACCCGACGUGCGCGCCGCUCGUGUUCAAGCGGCGGUGA
Molecule: messenger RNA, 1569 nt
Organism: Epithele typhae
Lineage: Eukaryota; Fungi; Basidiomycota; Agaricomycetes; Polyporales; Epitheliaceae
Product: cytochrome P450
Exons: 13
Coding region: 1-1569 (522 amino acids)
Molecular function (GO): heme binding; iron ion binding; monooxygenase activity
Source: RefSeq, a predicted model, not a curated record